AGAUUACGAUUACCACAAACGCAGCAUUAUUAGUAGCACACAGUCGCUGCCGCAUUGUAUUCGUCGAAAACCCAACCGUCGCAUAAUUUCAGAAACAAUGAAUGUGCAACAUGAAAUAGACUUGCUGGUGCAGGAGAUUGAGCGACUUGGCAGCAAAAAUGCUGAAGGUCAAACGUGCGUUAAGUUUGGAGUCCUGUUUCAAGACGACCGCUGUGCCAACAUCUUUGAGGCGUUGGUGGGCACCCUGAGGGCCGCCAAGAAAAGGAAGGUUGUCAACUUCCAGAACGAGAUACUUCUUCAGGGUGUUCAUGACAAUGUCGACAUCGUUCUGCUGAAAGAAUAAGUCUGCACUUGCCCAUAGCAGCUGCAGGUGGCGCUUCUGCCUCUACAGCUGCCUCAAUGAACAAGAUUAGAAACAGCUGGAGCUGGCAUAUUUUUUCUAUUCACAAUUAAUGUCAAUUCCAUGCCAAACAAAGCAAGUUUGUAUUUGAGAAGAGUCUUAGAGUUUCAAGGGCUUUUUAACAUCCGCCAACGGCACGGCCCUCAAACAAAGCACACUGACAAGUCAGGUGUUUCAUUAAAUCUAUGUAUCUGUUUGAAUAUUUGGAUUAUGUUUGUUAAAAAUGACGUAACAGCAGGAAAAAAUAUAUUUCUGAAGAAAAUAAAAUCAAGUUUUUACUAGAAGUGAAUUAAUCGUGCUAACAACUCUACUGUUAGCGAACAUGCUAACCCACGUGCAACCUUUUAUAUAUCAGCUGGUGCCACGUUUGCGAGCAAAACUGUGUUCGUCUGAAAUUUACUUAAACAUUUCUUGAAAACCAAAUUCUCAGGUUGAAUUUGAACAAUAUCGUGAAAAAUAAGAACAGUACUUACAGCUAUUGUGACAGCUUAUUGCUGACUCACCAGUCCCAGUUUGUAUGUCAUACAGACUUUUUCACUUCUGAAAUUACAGCAAAAUGUUCUCGACAAAAUCGCUUUUUUUUCUUUUCUUUUUUUAGAGGUACGCAAGGUUAGAUCUGGAUUCAUGUCACUAAGCAGAGUUUAUUAACCAACUACCUUACGGUUUGCAUGAGUCCAUUGAACUACCUCGCAACUUUUCUAUUAGGAUGUGAACAUUUGCAACUUUUUGCAUUCUUUUUUUAUCCCAUCUUUUUUAUACACAUGUUUUUUUCUUGCCAAGCAAACUCUGAAACCUGUCUUUGUAAUACCUUCGGACAGACUUUAUAUGGGACAUGGUUUGUACAGUGCAAUUUUUUGGUAAAGUGAGGGUAUAAUUAGAAAGGGGAGCGGUGCCAAAUGUUUGUACUUCUUCUCAGGACCAAAUCAACCAAAUACACUUGACAAAUGAAUGGUGAAUUAGUUAAUUUACCACAGUUUAUUUUGUACUGUACGUCUAACGGCACUUGCAGGUCAGGCACGAUUGUUUUGCUAAGAUACCGCAUCAAGAAAACAUGGGUGGGAGAUAAAUCACUGGGGAUGCCAGGCCUGUAAGUUCAGUGAGACGCAUUCACAUCACUGUUGUCAUGUCAGCCCAGGUGGAUCUAUUUUUUUCCUUUUGAUUAUUCUUAAAACAGCAUCCGCCCAACAGUUGUUGUACUUGUGCAGUUUGAACUGUUACACUGUAUUGUGAAUGGACUGUAUUGUAAUAACAAACAAGUGUGGAUGAUCGGAGAUGUCCGUUGUCACUUGAUAAUUAAUGUUUGUCAGUGGAAAUAAUUGUCGAAGCACUGAAAACAAAGUCACCAUUGAGAAUUAUGCUUCUUGUGCCUGCUGCUGACACCCUAUUUGGCGCUAUCACUUUUGGACACACUUGCGUUUUGCUCCUUUCUUACAAGAAAUGUACACGACAUGUUGAUAUUUAGCAAGAACUGGAGGACGUUCUUGCCAGAGCAGCACCAAUACCUCACGCUGUUUACACUUUAGUGUCAUGUCUGUGAACUGGUGUACAACACCUGCAUUUAGUUUGUGUUAUUACUGUUUUCUGUAUUGGCAAUAACACAUGUCACAUUCCAAUAAAUACAAUCUUCACACUUGACUCUUGCUUUUU
Dunckerocampus dactyliophorus (ringed pipefish) is the source of this 2047-nucleotide messenger RNA. RefSeq names its product ABRA C-terminal like (gene abracl). Gene Ontology annotation, biological process: regulation of actin filament-based process. The transcript has 3 exons. NCBI's taxonomy places the organism in Eukaryota, Metazoa, Chordata, Actinopteri, Syngnathiformes, Syngnathidae. The record is from RefSeq and is a predicted model, not a curated record. Bases 98 to 343 code for a protein of 81 amino acids.